Messenger RNA from Corylus avellana, 2033 nucleotides. RefSeq names its product cyclin-A1-1. NCBI's taxonomy places the organism in Eukaryota, Viridiplantae, Streptophyta, Magnoliopsida, Fagales, Betulaceae. The record is from RefSeq and is a predicted model, not a curated record.
AACGCUCUCUUUUUUCUGCACUGCUUCUCUGAAAAUCUCUUUAAAGUCCGACAAUUCUUUAAAGACUCUCUCCCUCUCUGCGUGAAUCUCUUUGGGUUCAGCCUGCUUUCUCUCCUUCUCAAGCUGUCAAAGAAGGGUGAACCUGAGAGAGGAAAGAUAGCUUCUUGGUAAGAAUUGGUUUUGAUCCUAAAUGUCGACCCAGAAUCGCCGUUCGUCGUUUUCAUCGUCGACGUCAUCAUCCUUGGCGAAGCGGCUCGCCUCGUCUUCCUCAUCGUCCUUGCCAAAGCGGUUCGCCUCCUCGUCUUCGUCGUCGGAGAAUGUGGGAAAGACUACGUUGACAAAGAAGCGAGCUCCACUCGCUGACCUGACCAAUGCCAAGAACGCGGCUCACGUUGCUUCACGGAGCUUCGUCCCAUCUUGUGCUCCGGUGUCAUCCGCAACUAAAAUUUCCAUGGCAAAGAAGGGACCUCCUGCUAGCACCGGUAUAAUGGGAUUUUCGGGGAGAAAUUUUGCUGCAUCCUCGAGUGUUAAAUCAAGUGCACUUGUUCCUUGUAGCAAGGUUACAUCUUUACCCAGCAGUGAUGAAACUGUCCCCAGCACUGCUGCCAUUCCUGCAUCGUGCAGCAUGGAUGUUUCUCCAAGUAAAUCAGAUGGGCUUUCAGUUUCUUUGGAUGAAACCAUGUCUACUUGUGAUUCUUUCAAGAGCCCUGAAGUUGAAUACAUCGAUAACAAUGAUGUUCCAGCAGUUGAUUCUAUCAACAGAAAGACAUUUAGCAACCUCUUCAUUUCAGACCAUGAUGAAAAAACAGGGAAUAUCUGCAAUAGAGAUGUCCUUGCAGAGAUAGAAGCAGAUGAUGAAAUUGUUAAUGUUGAUAACAAAUACAUGGAUCCACAGCUUUGUGCAACCUUUGCUUGUGAUAUUUACAAGCACUUGCGUGCGUCUGAGGCAAAGAAAAGGCCUUCCACAGACUUCAUGGAGAAAAUUCAGAAGGACAUUAAUACCAGCAUGCGAGCAAUAUUGAUAGAUUGGCUUGUGGAGGUGGCUGAAGAGUACAGGCUUGUACCUGACACAUUAUAUUUGACUGUAAACUACAUAGAUCGGUAUCUUUCAGGGAAUGCGAUGAAUAGGCAACGGUUACAGUUACUUGGUGUCGCCUCCAUGAUGAUUGCCUCAAAAUAUGAGGAGAUUUGUGCACCCCAGGUGGAAGAGUUCUGUUACAUAACCGAUAACACCUACUUCAAGGAAGAGGUUUUGGAAAUGGAAUCUGCUGUUUUGAAUUACUUGAAGUUUGAAAUGACAGCUCCAACAACUAAAUGUUUCUUGAGGCGAUUUGUUCGUGCAGCUCAAGGGAUCAAUGAGGUUCCAUGCUUGCAGUUAGAGUGCUUAGCCAACUACAUUGCAGAGUUAUCUCUCUUAGAGUACAGCAUGCUCUGCCAUGCCCCUUCACUUAUAGCUGCUUCGGCAAUUUUCUUGGCCCAAUAUAUACUUUACCCUGCAAAGAGACCAUGGAAUUCCACCUUGCAGCAUUACACACGUUACAAGCCUUCUGAUUUGAGUAACUGCGUCAAGGAUCUCCACCACCUGUGCUGUAAUAGCCAUAGUUCUAGCUUACCCGCUAUAAAGGAGAAAUACAGUCAGCAUAAGUACAAAUAUGUAGCAAAGAAGAAUUGCCCUCCUACGAUACCUCCAGAGUUUUUCCAGAAUUGAAGUCACGAUACCUCCAGAGUUUUUCCAGAAUUGAAGUCACCAGACGUGUGUUUCGGGUCCAAUGCCUUAGUUGGAUGUAGACUUCAGGCCAGUGAUAACAGCAGCUAGUUGGUUCCCAACCAAGCAUUGGAAUUUUUUUUUUUUUUACUCCGAUAUUGUAUAAUGUUGAUGUAGCACAUAGUAUUUGUGCAUACUUCUGGGGUUUGUGCUGAUGAUUCUAUUGCUUCACUCAACAUAAACUCGUAAGCUUUGUAUGAUAUAUUCCUUCUUUCUUCUCCAAUGCUUGCCCAGCUUGGAAUCAAUCAGUAUUGCUCAGUUAAAUGGA